GCUCGUCUGGGUUAUGAUAGGCCGAGAGAAGCGCCGCUGACUGAGCUGUGAUAGGCCGAGAGAAGCGCCGCUGACUGAGCUGUGAUAGGCCGAGAGAAGCGCCGCUGACUGAGCUGUGAUAGGCCGAGAGAAGCGCCGCUGACUGAGCUGUGAUAGGCCGAGAGAAGCGCCGCUGACUGAGCUGUGAUAGGCCGAGAGAAGCGCCGCUGACUGAGCUGUGAUAGGCCGAGAGAAGCGCCGCUGACUGAGCUGUGAUAGGCUGAGACGAGGUGAUGCUGGGCUCUGAUAGGCUGGGACCGGGCUACGUUGAGCCGUGAUAGGCUGAGGCGGGACCUCCGUGAAGGCGGGCGAGCUUCCCGGAAGAGAGGAGCCAGUCUCCGCUGAUGGAGCUCGGAGCCGGAGGUGUCUCUGGGCCGCUGCCGUCCCGGGCAGAUAUUUAAUACACUGCCAGCUCCGCAAUGGUGAGAGGCAUUGGCCAUGGGAUUCCAGACAUGUUUAGGAUGUUACUGAUGAGAUCCCAGCCAUGCCCUCUGUUCUCUUAUAAAAAGAUCGAAGCAUCCAAAUAUGAACCUUUCUUAAAGUACUUCACCUCUACAACUGACAAACAACAGCCCAAACAUGAGAAUAACGUGACCGUGGGAAACCUCUGCAGGUUAUCAGUUGACAUCAGGAAAAUCCGAAGGGUAAAGGGAUGGGUGCUUUUCAAGGAGGAAACUUUUGUAGAAGAAAUUGCCAACAUCUUACAGAAAAUCGGCACUAAUGAAACUGCAAUAGCCAGCAUCUUGGAACGCUGUCCAGAGGCUAUCCUUUGUAGUCCAGCAGCAGUCAAUGCUCAGAUAGACCUGUGGCAGUCUGUCUGCCGAAAUAAAAAAGAGUUAGUGGCAUUAAUAGAACAAUUUCCAGAAUCUUUUUUUAUUGUUAAAGACCAGGAGAAUCAGAAGCUUAAUAUUAAUUUUUUUCAAGAAUUGGGACUCAAGAAUGUGAUCAUUAGUAGGUUCUUGACAACCGCACCCAAUAUUUUUUGUAAUUCUGUAGAGAAGAAUAAACAAACGAUCAAAAUGCUACAGGAAAGUUACUUGAAUUUAGGGGGCUCCCAAGCCAACAUGAGAGUUUGGCUGCUAAAAUUGUUGAGUCAAGACCCGUUUAUUCUAUUAAAUUCUUCUACUCCAGUAAAGGAAACACUGGAAUUUCUCCAGAAGCAAGGCUUCACAGACUUGGAAGUUCUCCAACUUCUGUCCAAACUCAAAGGAUUUCUUUUUCAGCUUUCCCCUACUAGUGUACAAGAAAGCAUCUUUUUCACUAAAAACACUUUUAAAUGCACAGAUCAGGACCUGAAGGAACUGAUUUUAAAAUGCCCUGCCCUUUUGUACUAUACUGUCCCAGUUCUAGAAGAGCGAAUUCAGGGUCUCUUGAAAGAAGGGGUUUCUUUAUCUCAAAUAAGAGAGACACCAAUGGUACUUGAGUUAACACCACAAAUUGUACAGUUUAGAAUUAGAAAACUAAAUGCUUUGGGAUAUAGCAUAAGGAAUGGAAAUCUAGAAAAUCUAAAUGGAACCAAAAAAGAGUUUGAGUUCAACUUUGGUAAAAUACAAGCAAAGAAAGAAAGACCAAUAUUUAAUCCUGUAGCACCCUUAAAUGUUGAAGAUUAACAUAAGGUAAUUAGGGUGCCUCUGUACAACCGUAUGGAAGAGUAAUUAAACAUGGCCAACAAUGUAGUGGGCUGGGAACACUAUCCUCCCAGCACACAUUUUGUGGUCCUGAUAUGGAGCAUCUGAGUCGUGAGCCAUCACUAAGGCUGUCAGCCAUUAUCAUUUGUUACAUAUUCUGGACGUUGUGAUAAAUCAUAUUUUUGUGAUGACAUGUAAUCAUGAAAUGUAAAUGUGUAUAGAAAACCUUUUGAGCCAUGUCUCAAUAAAAGUUAAUAUCAUUCAUCCAGUAGCAUGUUAGUUUUUUAUUGUUUACUUUGGAUAGCAACUAAUUAAAUUAUAAGCAAAUCCUUUCAGAGCAACUUGACAAAGAUCUCCCAUUGAUUUCAAGUAUAUCUCUGUUACUGAACCACAUAAAUACGAUCAGUGAAGAAAUUAAUGUAAAAUGUUGGUAAUCUGAUAUGAUUGUUUAAAAUUGCAUGUAAUUAUAGAAGCUGUCUUUUUUUAGCCUGAAUGUCUUGCUUUUAAAUUCAAUGAUGUUUUGAUUGCACUUUACAUGAAAAUCCCAACUAAUACUUGUAAAUUAAAUUACAUUGUAAAUAUGACCCACUUUAAAGAAA
This is a messenger RNA of Sarcophilus harrisii (Tasmanian devil), 2266 nucleotides long. It is a transcript of the gene MTERF2, whose product is annotated as mitochondrial transcription termination factor 2. Gene Ontology annotation, molecular function: double-stranded DNA binding. The record is from RefSeq and is a predicted model, not a curated record. The coding region runs from base 459 to 1649 and encodes 396 amino acids. The transcript has 2 exons. Lineage: Eukaryota; Metazoa; Chordata; Mammalia; Dasyuromorphia; Dasyuridae. Gene Ontology annotation, cellular component: mitochondrial matrix. Gene Ontology annotation, biological process: regulation of DNA-templated transcription; termination of mitochondrial transcription.